AUGCAGAGUCCACUUCACGGCUCUAAUGAGCCGGCUAUCAAGCCCAAGGUAGGCUCUCAGCGAGGUGCAGCCACGAGGAGGAAGAUUACCGUAAUCGCGUGCAACACUUGUCGCUCUCGACGUACCAGAUGUGGCGGCCAAAGGCCGGUUUGUGCCUUCUGCCGUGCCCGUGGCCUAGAUUGCCGGUAUGAGAAGGCUCCGACACCUCCACCAUCCAGCGUGGACCUCGAGCUCGCGGCAAUUAAUCGACGGCUUGACUAUAUGACUACACUGCUGGAUUCGUCGACGCACUAUCCACGAUUCACGGCAGAUGGUUGGGUUCACCAGAAUGAAAUCAGCGACGAGGAGAAGUCGCCCUUCGAGCUUCUCGGAACCCAAACCGUGAUGAACAUUCUAGGCUUGGAUGCCAAUUUUGCCCGGCGCAUUCGACAACUGGAAAGAGCAACGUUGAAUACCACUGCCGUGUCUUCCGGACGCCUGUAUAUGGUCACACACCAGCAAGCUCUCACCGCCCUCGCAAGCUUCUCUACCCAUAUCCACAUUUGGUAUCCAAUAUUUCGCCCCGGCUUCUCAGAUCAGUACUUCCGCGUGAUCUCAGGACCACUGGUACCGUCGCCGGCAUCAUGCCUCACACUUCUGGUCACUGCAAUCGGACUUGUGGUGUACAACAGUCCGGGUGUCGAUGGGUUUCAAGCGGAGCCCACUCAUCAUCCAUAUUUUGAGGCUGCUAUAGCGUCUCUACCACUUGUACUCACAGACGAUAGCAUAGAGAGCGUGCAAAGCUUGAUACUGCUAAGCAUAUACUACUGCUGUCUCUCCAAACCAUGUCACGCGCUCGACUAUUGUCUGACUGCGUCACUGAAGGUGCAAAGCUCGUUGCGAAAUGUCGACCACGAUGAUAAUGAAUCGUAUGAGCGCUUGAGAAGAGCGUACUGGGUGAUCCUGUUACUCGAAAGCGAACUCCGCGUCCAAUUCAAUGUCCCUAACAGCGGGAUCUGGAGUCUCGAUGACGAGAUCCCACUUCCCGAUAGCCGGAGGACGUGGCACUUUGAUGUAGAUGCCGGUUCGCCAGCAGCUGCACCAACAUCACCGGCAAGUGUUGUUUCCACCUCGAGUGCUAACACGGACAAAGUCCAGUCAUAUUUCUUGGCCGAGAUUGUCAUGAGACGGAUGCUGCAUCGGUGUAACACAGCCAUUCGUCGAACAUCGGAGGGCAAGGUAGUCUACGCACCUGGCAUCGCACUCGAGCUGGAAAUGCAGCUAGAAGAAUGGUAUAAUUACCUCCCGGACUUGGUCCGCUUCGAAAUCGGCCCUGAAAGUGACGGACACGGCCUGGAACGCACUCCGACUAACAUAUCUUCCUCCACACGCUGCCCACUUAGUAAUUUCCUGCGCGUCCAAUACUAUUGCUGCAAGAUUUCGAUCUACUGGCCGGCAAUAUAUCAAGCCAUCCAUGACGGAGCAGAGAACGAGCAACUACUGGACCACAGUCGUCGAUUUUUUGAUUCUUACAUCCGGCUUGUUUCCAGUAUCGUGGUGGCUUUUCACGAGUGCAUUGUCAACAGAUGGACCCUAUUCGCGAGCAUAUUCAUGACUACGAUGGCAGCGCUGAAGGGUGCCGCAACCCCUUGUUUGCAAGGUACUGUGGACGUCACAAAGCUGAAGCAGUGUUUUGCCAUGACACGGACAGCAGAUCGGCGAAUGAUCGAGAUCAGUCCAUCUUUGACGCUCCUCGCCGAUACUUUGGAGCAGAAAUUGGCUGCUGAGUACGGAACGCCUUCAGGCCUGAUAAGUCCAAUUCUGGCAGAAAAUUGA
Messenger RNA from Cladophialophora bantiana CBS 173.52, 1815 nucleotides. RefSeq lists its product as uncharacterized. The record is from RefSeq and is a predicted model, not a curated record. The transcript has 5 exons. NCBI's taxonomy places the organism in Eukaryota, Fungi, Ascomycota, Eurotiomycetes, Chaetothyriales, Herpotrichiellaceae. Bases 1 to 1815 code for a protein of 604 amino acids. Gene Ontology annotation, biological process: DNA-templated transcription; regulation of DNA-templated transcription. Gene Ontology annotation, molecular function: DNA-binding transcription factor activity, RNA polymerase II-specific; zinc ion binding; DNA binding.